AGUCUUCAGCAGCUGUCCAGGCGGACUAUCUCCAGUAGUGCCCGCAGACAGGUGGACAACAUGGUCAAAGAGAAGCAGAAGCUGUUCCAGGUAAGGUCUGGGCCGGGGUCGAGACAAACGGGUGACGAUGCAGCUGAGACUUCCCCUGAAGAGCAGUUGAAAUGUGGAACUGAACACGUGUUUACCGAAGCUGAAAUACUGUUUUUAAAAGUAGAAGUUGGCAAUUCUAGCCUGGUUUAGUUUUAUUUACCUCAUUUGACAGUCAAUAUUUGUUGUUGUUUGACCAGUAAUGGUGCAGUAAUGCUAAGGUUAAUGUUAAAGUUUGCACUUUAUUCUCAGGUUCUGGAAACAGAAUCUUAUUUCCUCCCCUUUGUAGCCUGAAAGAUAAGUAUGUGUUUGCUCAUAGGGUUCACUCAUAGUUUGGGCUGGACUAACACAUUUUUGCAUGCAGUAUGAUAAGCAAACAGGCACCAGCCAAUGCAAAAUCCAAUGCUUUGCUGAAUCUUGUCUAACCCCUAUGGUGUCCUCUGCUGGCACUCACUCUGCCUUUAAAAUCAUAGAGCUAAAGCAAUGACUGCUUCUCUGCAAUUUGUUGUUGAAAUACAUUUUAGCCUAAGAACUUCCUGACCCUUUUAAGGUUAUAUGUUUACGGUAAGUGUUUCCGUUUGUAGUAGGUUCGGCUAUAACAUCUCCCAAGCAGCACUUUGCUCUCUUGUUAAAAACCUUUAGUUGUUUUAAUUGGGGUUAUAUACGUCUCACUGAAUAUUUGAGGCUUUGCCAGGGCUAUUAUAGUGCCUUGCUGAUGAAUGAAAUGCAUCAAUAAACAUAUUCAGGUGGUGCAGAAGUGUUUAGACCAUUUACAAUACUACCAUCAGACCGGUACCCAUGCAGAAUCAUUUAACUUUUGGUUCAUUUACGUUGCCCUAAAGGGCUUGUCAGUUUUCUGAAUGUCGGAUGAACAUUUCCUUUUUCCUCUUUCCGCAGGCAGAUAACGGGAUUCCAGUCCAUCUGAAGGGAGGAGCCAAGGAUGCUAUUCUGUACAGGCUAACAAUGGCCCUUACAGUCUUUGGUAAGUCUGCAUUAAACUGAAAUUGGGUAUGUGAUGUUGUACAGCCCUGAUAUGAACCUCCUUGAAUGUGACAUUAAGUGUUAAUGGCAUCUUUACAGCAGGUAGUCAUGUAAUCUUGACUAGAGUCAUGUCUUGCAUUUCAAGUCUAACCACAAACAGUGCAGUCAAAUGCCAGUUUCACACACAUUUCUUGCUUUGCCUGUUAUAUUCAAAAUCUUUCCCUUCUCUUCACAGGAAGUGGAUUUGUUUUGUAUGAACUCCUCAGUGCAGCAAUGCCCAAGAAGGCAUGA
Molecule: messenger RNA, 1359 nt
Organism: Coregonus sp. 'balchen'
Lineage: Eukaryota; Metazoa; Chordata; Actinopteri; Salmoniformes; Salmonidae
Source: the annotation of a GenBank genome assembly